AUGGAUCAAAGAAUUGAUCCUGAGAGUAAUCAGGUUUCUGAAAUAUUUCUUGGAGGUGUUGAUGCAUUUAUUCAAUUUGCGUGUAAUCAAGAAGAUUACAAAGAAAGAGAAACUUUGUUGUGUCCGUGUGCUCGAUGCAAAAAUGUGAAGCAACGUGAAGCAAGAGUUGUCGCACGACAUCUAUUCUUGUACGGUUUCAAGGGAAAUUAUUAUUUUUGGACGAGUCAUGGAGAGAAAUUCAACGAUCUUGGUGAGAGUUCUGGGGCGAAUCAUUCGACGGGUGAAGAAGAAAUGUUAGAGACUCCUAUUUGGAAUGCUUAUGAAGAUCACCACCUGAAUAUUCCAGAGGUACCCGCAGACAUUGCGCCAGCUUACAUGCCGGAAGCUAUAGAAGAGACAGACAUGGCACAACCCUAUCAUGAUAGUGUUUUUGAAGCAUUUGAAGCUGCGACUCAACCUCUCUACGAAGGAUGUGCAGAAGGAAUUUCUCAGUUGUCUCUUGCUUCGCGGAUGAUGAAAGUGAAGACAGAUUAUAAUCUACCAGAAGCUUGUGUAGAUGAGAUAUCUGAAGUAUUUAAAAACAUACUUCCGCAGCCAAAUAAAGCUCCAGCAACAUAUUACGAGACAAAGAAACUGACACGGUCGCUUGGGUUACCCUUACAGAAGAUUGACGUAUGUGUGAAGAACUGUAUGUUAUUUUGGAAGGGAGACGAUGCGAAGUUGGUCAGUUGUCGGUUUUGUGGAGAAGAUCGCUACUACCCGAAGAACGGAAAAGGUAAAAACAAACCGAAACAGAGAAUGUUUUACCUCCCAAUAGCAGAUCGUCUGAAACGUCUAUACCAACUUGAGGCGACAGCUUCCAAUAUGCGGUGGCAUAAGGAACAUGUAACUCCGGAAGGAGAAAUACAUCAUCCAUCUGAUGCCAUAGCGUGGAAACACUUCGGUGAGUUAUAUCCUGGAUUUGCUGCUGAAAGCCGAAACAUUUAUCUAUGCUUAUCAACGGAUGGGUUUAAUCCGAUUGGUAUGAAUGGCGAAGCACAUUCCCUUUGGCCAGUUAUUGUAACUCCAUACAAUUUGCCUCCGGGAAUGUGUAUGAAAAGAGAAUUCUUAUACCUUUCGGUGCUAAUUCCCGGACCCAAACAUCCAAGAAAAAGCUUAGAUAUUUACCUUCAGCCGCUGAUUGAAGAGUUACAGAGUUUAUGGAAAGAUGGAGUGGAGGCAUAUGAUAUUUCAAGGAAAGAAAGAUUCAUAAUGCGAGCAGUGUUGAUGUGGACGAUAAGCGAUUUUCCAGCGUAUGGGAUGCUUUCAGGUUGGACGACACAUGGUCGGUUAUCGUGUCCAUAUUGUCAAGAUGAGACAGGUGCGUUCUGGUUACGUAAUGGACGGAAACAUAGUUGGUUUGAUUGCCACAGAAGAUUUUUAGAUGAAGAUCAUCCUUACAGGAGAAACACUCAAGCAUUUACACGGGGAAAAACAGUUGUGGAUCCUCCUCCACCAUGGUUGACGGGAGAAGAAAUAUUGCGUGAGAGGAUAAAUAAUAUAAAAGGUUUAUCAAAGUCCGUUGAAUGUGGAGGGAAUGGACAUGAUAAUCCAUCCAAGACAAUAUCUGAAUACGGAGUUACUCACAAUUGGGUUAAGAAGAAUAUUUUCUGGGAGUUGCCGUAUUGGGAAACUCAUCUUCUUCGGCAUAACCUUGAUUUCAUGCACAUUGAGAAAAACUUCUUCGAUAACCUCACGAACACAUUGUUAAAUGCUCCUGGAAAGACAAAAGACAACGUCAAAAGCAGAUUGGAUCUUCCAGGUCUAUGCAAAAGGCGUGAUUUAGAGAUGAAAGAGGAUGGAACGAUGCCCGUGCCAAUAUUCAGGCUGUCAAAUGCGGCUAAGCGAGAAUUCCUUCUGUGGCUGAAAAAUGAUAUAAAAUUCCCCGAUGGAUAUUCCUCCAAAUUUAGUCGAUGUAUUGACGAAAGCAAUUUAAAGCUACAUGGACUGAAAAGUCAUGAUUGUCAUGUCAUUAUGCAACGACUCUAUCCAUUUGCAUUCGCGGAACUUCUUCCAAAAAAUGUUCAUACGGCAAUUAGAGAUAUUGCCCUCUUUUUCCGAGAUAUCUCUUCGAGGAUUUUGAAAGAAUCAGAUAUUGGUAUUUUAAAGGCAAAUAUCGGUGUGAAGCUUUGUAACUUGGAAAAGAUUUUUCCUCCAUCGUUCUUCGAUGUUAUGCAACAUCUUCUUGUGCACCUUCCAGAUGAGGUAGCCUUAGGUGGGCCCGUCCAUUUUAGGUGGAUGUAUGUAUUUGAAAGAUACAUGUACCAUUUGAAGAAGAUGGUCAGAAACAAAGCACGCAUUGCGGGUUCGAUAGUUGCACAAUGGAUAAACGAGGAGAUUUCAAGAGCAUCCUCAAAUUAUUUUGGUCAUCCUGAGAUCAUGAGCAUUCCAGAAGGUCCAAAUGAUAUUCGUUUCUCAUACAAUUAUCCGGAUGUACCACCUUUGUUUUACCACGAAGGGAGAAUCAGUGGUCAAUGCUCAACUGGUUGGUUAAAUGAUAAAGAUAACACCGUUCUUCAGACAUUUAUGAUGCUCAACUGUGAAACAUUUGCUCCAUAUGAAAGAAUGUUUGAAGAAUAUAUGACACGGAGUAUUCCUGAUAUUACUCCAGUUGCAAUGCAAAAAGCGAAAGACACCAACUUUGCAGAGUGGUGCAAAGACUAUGUGAAUUAA
This is a messenger RNA of Brassica rapa (field mustard), 2712 nucleotides long. RefSeq lists its product as uncharacterized. NCBI's taxonomy places the organism in Eukaryota, Viridiplantae, Streptophyta, Magnoliopsida, Brassicales, Brassicaceae. The record is from RefSeq and is a predicted model, not a curated record.